UGCUCAGUCUCUAGUAGCCAGUUCUGCUGGGCGCUCCUCGCUUUCCUUCAGAGAGCCGCUUUUCUAAACUCAACCCCGGGAAACCAUGGCCGAGCAGGCCUCGGGAUCCACCCGGCCGCCUCAACAUGACGGGGUUGAACUGGAGCAGGAUCGAACAGACUUCCUGAAGCUCAAACAACAGCUGGAGAUGGAGUUCAACCAAAAGCGGGCCAAGUUUAAAGAACUAUAUCUGUCUAAAGAAGAGGAGCUGAAGAGGCAGACUGCUAUACUGGAGAAGGCCCAGGCAGAGAUGUGUAGUGUGCAGGAGGAGCUGGCCGAUGCUAAAGCAGAGAUGGAGACCAUCAAAGCUGUCGCCACUCUUUCGGAGAGCACAAAGCAGGAAGCCAUCGACCAGGUCAAGCAGCUGUGGCAGGAGGAGGUGGCGUCACUGCAAGCCAUUAUGAAAGAUGCAGAGCGGGAAUUUAAAUUGCAGUUCCAGCAGAAGUUGGAGCAGGAGCGAGCACAAUGGGCACAGUACCGUGACGGUGUGGAACGAGAGAUAGCUGAGCUACGUCGUCGUCUUUCUGAAGGACAGGAGGAAGAAAAUUUAGAGAAUGAGAUGAAGAAGGCUCAAGAGGACGCGGAGAAGCUCCGUUCGGUGGUGAUGCCAAUGGAGAGCGAGAUCGCAGCACUGAAAGCCAAACUGUCAAGCUCAGAAGAUCGAGUUAAGGAACUGGAGGCUGCUAAGGUGAAAGAGCUCAAUCAUGUCCUGGAGGCUGAGAAGUCUUGCCGCACGGAUUUAGAGAUGUAUGUUGCGGUCCUCAACACCCAGAAAUCUGUCCUUCAAGAGGACGCAGAGAAACUUCGGAAAGAACUCCACGAGGUGGUUCAUCUGCUGGAGUUGGAGCGGCAGCAGCACAAUCAGCUGAAACACACUUGGCAGCGCGCCAACGAUCAGUUCCUGGAGUCGCAGCGGCUGCUGAUGCAAGACAUGCAGCGCAUCGAGAGUGUGCUGUCUUCAGAACAGCUGCGGCAGGUGGAGGAGAUCAAGAAGCGGGACCAGGAGGAGGAUGAGCAGGAGCGAUUGAGUCAAGCUAAAGAGGCCAGUGAGGAUGAUGGGACGGAGCAUGCGGAAGCAGUGGAGGAUUCUCUGCUCGGACUCUCCAUAGAAGAGUCUCACCUCAGUCACAGUAUUCACAGCUCUUUGCACUCUCUGGACGCAGACACCCCGGGCCGCCCGGAUGGCUCUGACCCCUAUAAGGAUGGUCUUCGGAGGGUGCAGUCCACAGACAGCCUGGGUUCUUCAGGAGGAGCCUUACAGCCUCACGGGCUGGGCGGACACAACAACAAGGCCAAGUCAGCCAGCCAGCUGGACGAGUCAGACUUUGGUCCUCUAGUGGGUGCAGACUGUGGGGGCUUUGACAACAUGGACACCUCCUCCAUAUCAUCCCUCCAGCCGGGACAUUUUCUCCUCACCAAGGACCAGGAGAAGGCCAUAAAGGCCAUGACCCCAGAGCAGGAGGAGACCGCAUCGCUUCUGUCUAGUAUUUCUCACACGGCCGAUACGGCUUACCUCCCUCCAUCUGGAUACCGGUUGGUCAGCGAGAGCGAGUGGAAUCUUCUGCAGCAGGAGCUGAAGAACGCUGGGAGGAAGUUGGGCCGGCGAUGUGACAUGUGCUCUAAUUAUGAGAAACAACUGCAGGUCAUCCAGGGACAAGAGGCAGAGACACGAGAUCAGGUUAAAAAGCUACAGGCCAUCUUGCGGCAGGCAAAUGAUCAGCUGGAGCGGACGAUGAAUGAGAAACAGGAGUUGGAGGAUUCGGUCAAACAGGCCAACGAGGACACUACUGCCAAGAUCUCGGAGCUGAAGCAGAAAGUUCAGGAGUCAGAGUCUCUCUUCAGUGCUCUCCAACAGGCCUUCAGCCAGGCCAAAAGGAACACCCAGGAACAGAUGGCUGUUCUGCUACAGUCCAGAGAGCAGGUGUCUGAGGAGCUGAACAGACUGCAGAGAGAUAAUGAAAGUCUUCAGGGCAAACACAGAUUUCACAUGACACUGCAGCAGCAAGAAGACUUUCACAUGCCGACCACUGUACAGGAACUUCAGAAGCUGGUGUUGCAGUACAGGGAGGACAUCGUUUCUGCACGCACAGCAGCCGAGCAUUUAGAGGAGAAGCUGAAGGCUGAAAUUUUGUUCCUGAAGGAGCAGAUUCAGGCUGAGCAGUGCCUAAAAGAGAACCUGGAGGACACUCUACAGCUGGAGAUCGAGGGCUGUAAAGAAGAGAUCGCGUCUUUUUCCAGCUUGAAGACGGAACUGGAACGAGUGAAGAGUGAGAAGGAACAGCUGGAGAGCAGCUUGGCAGAGAAGAGCCAGAUGCUGGAGAGUGUCCAGCGCCUGAAGAACAGUCUGGAAGAGCAGCUCAAAGACACGCUCGGCAGCAAGAGUGCUUUGGAGACUCAGGUGUUUGAAGAGAAAGACAAAUCACAGAGACUUCAGGCAGAGCUGGACGUCAGUGAGCAGGUCCAGAGAGAUUUUGUUAAGCUCUCUCAGACCCUUCAGGUGCAGCUGGAGCGCAUUCGGCAGGCCGAGUCAUUAGAGCGCAUCCGCGCCAUCCUCAACGACACCAACCUUACAGACAUCAGCCAGCUUCCAGAGACAUGAUGUCACUUCCUCAAAACCCCACUGCGCGCACAGAAACACAUGCACUCCACCUGAACCCCAUUAUCUCCAUCCAUUCAGAUUCAGUGAGGAAGACCUGAGCGAACACUACUGACCCCAUAUACUACUGCUCUACAUGCCUUGGCAAGAGCCCGAACGGAGGCUUCCUGUCUUUCAAAGUCGUUCGCUGAAUGCGCCUUUUGGUCCGGAAAUGAGAAAAUAUCACUGUCCCAUCUCUCUCCCGAUACCUCUUUUUGUUCUUCGUCUUUCCAUCCGCUAAAUAUGAAGGAAACGGACGCUUCUCAAGUGUUUUGUACAUACUUGUAUACAGAAUAUUUGUGUAUAUUGCAUUAGUUAAUACAUACACGAGACUGCGAUUCUACUGUUUUCACGUCCGCCACUCGAUGUAAUCUCUCCUCAUUGUGUUGUUUUUCGACAUCCAUCAUCAACAGUAAAUUUUCUUUCACUUCCAGACAGUUUGAUGAGCUUUUGCUUGACGUUACUGCUACUUGGACUGAGGUUUUGCUUAUUUUUCUCUGGGUUUUUUUUUUACGCAGACAUAUCAAGUGAUAUUUAUAGAUGACUUCUGGGAUGCUCGGGUUGAUUUGUGUCGAGGUUUUGGCAACAGCACUUACACCGACCCUUCUGGAAGGUGUUUCAUUCAUGGUUCUGCUGUUUGUAUAAUAACGUAAGCACACUAUGCUUCUGAUUUACAGUCCUUGUGGAUGAACCCUGUGUUUGUGUACCAGAUUAGGAGGUACAGUAAUAUAUGUCUGUCUCUUGUGUGCAACGGAAUUGCGUAUGGGAUUCGCGUAACCAAAGUUGAUCAUGUUAUGACCUUAAAUACUCAACGCAGCGUAUUUGGAGAGUUUAAAUCAUCGAGGGCUCAUGGGUUUAAAUCAUUUCGUUGUUGGCUGCUGUUUUGUUUUAAGCAACGGAUGCUAGGCGGUGUAACUCAGCUGCAGGAAACAAGCGUGCGUGAUUUAUGAUCCAGUUAUAGGAUUAAAUAGUAAAAAUUGAGGCUUUUUUUAAUAAGACCAAAAGUGGCAUGUGAUUUCAGCAUGGUCUUUUUUUAAAUUAGGCGAAACGUGGAUUUUAGUUUAGGCUGUGGACUUACAUUUUUAAAAAACGUCUGUUGAUUUAAAAACAGAUAGUGCUUAAACAUGAAAAUUGGCUGAUAUAAUUGACAAUUCAUAGUUAAAGCCUGCAUGUUGAGUAUUAUGUCUGCUGACGUAACCGUAUCAGUGAUAUUUCAAAAAUGUGGAAAAAAUGUAAUCUAAAAAAUAUAUAAAAUGCAAAUGCUGAAAUUGAGGACAGUUCAAAAUAACGUUAAAAAUUAAACGUCAAAUUUAAAAUUGUUACGACAGUCUAAUUUGUCUUUGUAUCAAAAUUGGCUUACUAUCUUAAUUUCCAUGCAUCAUAAUUAUGAGUUUUAAUUUGUAAUAUAGUCUAAUGAUUCUCAGUUUUGAUUUGCUGUCAUGACCCAUUUUGAUUUUGUAGUCAUAUAUGACAAAAUGAAUCAAAGCUGACAAAGUUAAAAGUUGAAAUCUCAACUCAGUUGACAAUUUAGACUAAUAAUUAGUCAAUUUCGUAUGUAUAAUAAUUUUAUGUUUAACUCUCAUAAUCUUCUCAUCUCAAUUUUGACAUCAUAAUUAUGACUCAUAUUUUCUAUUUAGUGGCCAGUUUUGAUGAUAUGAGAACUCAAAAAAUUAUGAGAUCAUAAUUUAUUUGAUUUACAGUUGUUUGACCAUAUUGUAAUUUCUGUUUGUCAAUUUAUCUUAUAAUUUUGGCUUGUCUCAUAAUUGACUUCAUAUCUAAAUUCUUUUAAAUUGUCAUUGUUAUAACUCAUAAUUUUGAUUUAUAAUAUACUUUUAAUAUUAAUGAAGACUGUCAUCUCGAUUUGCCAUAAUUUCUGAUAAACUCUUUGUACUUUUAUCCCAUUAUUGACUCUCAUAAUUUGGCUUUUUGUCAUAAUUUUUGGUUUGCAGUGAUUUGUUAAAUAUGCCUAAAUUAUAAAAGCCAAGAUUAGUCAAGUCAGACUUUGUUUUAUUUAUUACAUAAAAACAAACCUAAAUUUUGAAAGUCAAUAUUAGUCAAGUCAGUGUUGCCAUUUGUUGCAUAACACAAAGCCUUAUUUAUAAAAGUCAAUAUAAGUCAAGUCAAAUUUAUCCCUUUCAUUUAUGGCAUAAAACAAAGCCUGAGUUAUGAAAGUCAAACUUUGUCCUUUCAUUCAUUGCAUAAAAUAAAGCCUAAGUUAUGAAACUCAAGAUUAAUCAAGUCAAACUUAGUCCUUUCAUUUAUUGCAUAAAACAAAGCCUAAGUUAUGAAAGUCAAUACUGUACUUGUCAAGUCAAACUUAGGCUUUGUUUUAUGCAAUAAAUGAAAUUACUAAGUAUGAAAGCAAAGAUUGGUCAAGCCAAAGUUAGGCUUUGUUUUAUGCAAUAAAUGAAAGUCAGGAUUAGUCAAGUCAAACUUAGUUCUUUAAAUGCAUAUAAUAAAGCCUAAGUUAUGAAAGUCAAUAUUAGUCAAGUCAAACUCAGGCUUUGUUUAAUGGAAUAAAUAAAAGGACUAAGUUAUGAAAGUCAAGAUUUGACAAGUCAAACUUGGUCCUUUUAUUUAUUCCAUAAAACAAAGCCUAAGUUGUGAAAGUCAAGAUUAAUCAAGCCAAACUCAAGCUUCAUUUUGUGCAAUAAAUGAAAGGUCUAAGUUUGGCUUGAUUAAUCUUGACUUUCACAACUUAGGCUUUGUUUUAAGAAAUAAAUGAAAGGACCAAGUUUGACUUGACAUCUUGACUUUCAUAGCUUAGUCAUUUUAUUUAUUUCAUAAAACAAAGCCUAAGUUGUAAAAGUCAAGAUUAAUCAAGCCAAACUUUGUCCUUUCAUUUAUUGCAUAAAAUCAAGCUUAAGUUAUGAAAGUCAAGAUCAGUCAAGUCAAAUUUAGUCACUUGACAACAUUUUAACUUAAUAUUUCAUCAUAAUCAUUUCUCAAUUUAUCUCGUCUCAUAAUCUCAUAAUUGUGUGUUAUGGUUACACAAGACUUUACCAAUGCUACGCUACAUGACCAGUGCUGCUGUUAUAAUCUGUAUGUGAACUGAUGAUGAUGAUGAUGAUGAUGAUGAAGCUCUUCAGUAUGGAUAUGUGCAUUAUAAUAAGACCAUGUGUGUUGUGGUGGUGUUUAUUUUAUGUCCUACAUAACGCUCACCCGUCCUGUGCUGUUUUCACAUCGCAAACACAUAGAAGCUUCACUUCAGUGUAGUUUUGAUGUUGUCAGGAUAUUUUAGGAACUACAUUUUGCUUUAGAAGACACUGUUGGAACUCUACAACUAAUUUGGGGCUUGGAGACUACAGAUUUUAAUGAUUCUUUUUGUUUGUUUUGUUUGUUUUUCUCCAGAUAAUUUAUAAUUCAUGAAUCUUUUUUUUUUUUUUUAACUGGGUCUGUGAAGAGUGAAAGUUCAGAGACUUUCACAAUAACAACGGUUAUAUUUCUGUUCUUGGCAUGCCGUGUUGCAGAUGCAGAAGCCCUUGCAGAUUUAUAUACUGUACUGUGUACAUAUCCCUGUAUAUAUCUAUAUAAUAAAACAAAAUGAAACCUA
Danio aesculapii is the source of this 6227-nucleotide messenger RNA. RefSeq names its product rabaptin, RAB GTPase binding effector protein 1 (gene rabep1). NCBI's taxonomy places the organism in Eukaryota, Metazoa, Chordata, Actinopteri, Cypriniformes, Danionidae. Gene Ontology annotation, biological process: endocytosis. Gene Ontology annotation, molecular function: growth factor activity; GTPase activator activity. The transcript has 18 exons. Gene Ontology annotation, cellular component: intracellular membrane-bounded organelle. The coding region runs from base 86 to 2638 and encodes 850 amino acids. The record is from RefSeq and is a predicted model, not a curated record.